This is a messenger RNA of Phyllostomus discolor (pale spear-nosed bat), 1876 nucleotides long. It is a transcript of the gene SPATA2L, whose product is annotated as spermatogenesis associated 2 like. The record is from RefSeq and is a predicted model, not a curated record. Gene Ontology annotation, cellular component: cytoplasm. NCBI's taxonomy places the organism in Eukaryota, Metazoa, Chordata, Mammalia, Chiroptera, Phyllostomidae. Bases 160 to 1503 code for a protein of 447 amino acids. The transcript has 2 exons.
CCCACGGGGCUCGCGGCAACAUCUGGUGGCGAGGGGUGCUCUGCUCGGGAGCGGGGACUCAGCUGGCGGGGCGGGGCGCGGCGCAUCUCCAGGAAGGGGGUUGCUGUAGGUACCGGGUGGCUUAGGUGGCGGGGUCGCGGGUCCGGAGCCUGGCCUGGAAUGCCGGGUGUGGUCUCGGGGCACCCGGCGGGUGGGAGGGGGCUCUGGUUCCUAAAACCCUACCCCACCGCCAGGAUGGGCAGCCGCUCGCUGUCGGAAGACUACCGCCUGUGCCUGGAGCGCGAGCUGCGGCGCGGGCGCGCGGGCGUGUGCGGGGACCCGUCGCUGCGUGCGGUGCUCUGGCAGAUCCUAGUGGAAGACUUCGACCUGCACGGGGCGCUGCAGGACGACGCGCUAGCGCUGCUCACCGACGGCCUGUGGGGCCGCGCCGACCUGGCCCCCGCGCUGCGCGGCCUGGCCCGCGCCUUCGAGCUGCUGGAGCUGGCCGCCGUGCAUCUGUACUUGCUGCCCUGGAGGAAGGAGUUCACCACCAUCAAGACCUUCUCGGGGGGCUACGUGCACGUGCUGAAGGGCGCACUGUCAGAAGACCUCCUCGUCCAGAGCUUCCAGAAGAUGGGCUACGUGCCCGGGGACAACCACUGCCUCAUGGUGACGACCCCGCCACCCGCCUGCCAGCUGGUGCAGGUGGCCCUGGGCUGCUUCGCCCUGCGGCUGGAGUGUGAGAUCCUGGGAGAGGUGCUGGCGCAGCUGGGCACCAGCGUGCUGCCCGCCGAGGUGCUGCUGCAGGCGCGGCGGGCCAGUGUGGAUGUGAGCUCCUGUGUGGCGUGGCUGCAGCAGAGGCUGGCCCGGGAAGAAGAGCCGCCCCCACUGCCGCCCCGGGGCUCCCCGGCUAGGUUCCGGGCCCAGCUGGACCUGUACCGGGACCUGCAGGAGGACGAGAGCUCAGAGGAGGCCAGCCUGUAUGGAGAGCCCUCUCCGGGCCCAAGCUCACCCUCCCCAGAGGCCGCCUACCGGCCUCUGACCUGGGAGCAGAGUGCCCGGCUGUGGGGCGCUGGCGGGGAGGCCUGGGAGCCCCUGGAGGAGGCUGCAGUGCCACAGCGGGCCAGUAGCCCACCCCUCGGGGCCUUGGAGGAGGAAGAGCAGGAGCCAGAGGCCUUCCUCCUGUCCCUGCAUCGAGAGCAGCUGAGUCAGCCCAGGCACCGGGCCGUCCCCCAGGGCCCUGGGAGUCCCAGGAGCCCCGGGCGGGCUGGCCCCCAGCAUGCACACGGGCCGGUCCCCGAGUCCCCGGGCUAUCAGGUGCACAGCUGCUUGGCCCCUGGCGUCCUGCCCGCCCUCUGCUGCCACACGUGCCGCCAGCUGCACACCACCCACUGCGCGGCCCUGCCCACCUGCCGCCGGGGCCACGAGCUGCACACGUUGCUGGGCGACACGCAGCAGCGCCUGUGGCUGCAGCGGGCAGAGGUGGACACCCUGCUGUACGACAGCCCUGGGGCCCGGCCAUAGGCCCGCCCAGCCAGGCCCCUGGCCCAGGGCUUUCUGAGUGUUUCCAUGGCAUGGUGCUUCGCUGGCUCUUGUUCCUCAUCAGGCCUGGGCCACUGCUGCCCUGGGCACGAGGAGAGUCCUGGGCACGGCAGGGGGUGGAGAGCCCAGGCCCACAGGUAGGAGGUCAGCUCUUGCUUCCAGGGAAAGCCCUUGCCCUCCCCCACUCCCCUCACCACCCAGACCUAGACUCCAAUGUGCUGGGUGGAGCAGUCUGGCCCGGCUGCCUACAUCAAGGCUCCUGGGCCUGUCUCCAUGAAGGGCCCCUCCCCGUGCAGAGCAGGGGCUGGCAGUCAGCCUGCAGCUCCUGGCCUGCUCCCUGCAGGUUGUGACCUGG